AACACCCUUUAAUAAUGGAGAGUGUCCCAUGUCUCGCCACAGAAUUAAAUAAUGUGUGAUCUAAAAUGAUGCAUAUAUCCGAAUCCGACUCUUAUCUCUUGAUCCCUGCAUUCCAAAAAGUAUCCAUGGAGACCUCUGCAGCAAUAGGAGAGCUAAGCAAUGAGAUUCAACAACUACUCUUGAACCUUCCAAGAGAGAAAACCUUGGAUGGGAAUCCUCUCUGUCAAUACCAAGGGUUUUGGGCUCAAUCAAAAUUCAUUCCCGCCAUAAUCUCCUUUCAGAGACACUUCCAAGCAGAAGACGGUGACAUAAUAUUAACCAGCUUUCCGAAAUCAGGCACCACUUGGUUAAAAGCCCUCGCUUUCACCAUUGUCAACCGUGCUCGUUUUCCUCUACAAAAUAGCCCCUUGCUCACCACCAAUCCUCAUCAGCUUGUUCCUUUCUUGGAGGUUGAUCUUUAUUGGAAAAAUCAAUCUCCUAAUCUUGAAGACAUUCCCAAGCCAAGGAUUUUGGCCACCCAUCUCCCAUAUGCUUCAUUACCCAAUUCCAUCUUGAAUUCUGGUUGCCGCAUUGUUUAUGUAGCCAGAAAUCCUCUGGAUCAAUUCAUCUCCCAUUGGAAAUUCUUUUCUUCAUUGCAAGACCCAAACAUGAAUCUGGUUUCAAUGGAGGAAGCUUUCGAGAAGAUUUGCAAUGGAGUCCACUCCUAUGGCCCCGUUUGGGAACAUGUGAUGGGGUACUGGAAGGCCAGUCAAGAGAACCCAGAAAAGGUGCUCUUUCUGAAAUAUGAAGACAUGCAAGAGAACAUCAUAUUUAAUAUCAAGAAUUUGGCCAAUUUCUUAGGAUGUGCUUUCAGUCAAGCUGAAGAGAGGCAAGGAGUGGUGAAAGAAAUAUCAAAGAUUUGCAGUUUUGAUAAUCUGAAAAAUUUAGAGGUGAACAAGGUUGGUAAAUACAGUAAAUUUGGAUUUUAUGCAGUUAGAAAUGAAGCAUUUUUUAGGAAAGGUACUGUAGGAGACUGGAGAAAUUAUUUAACAUCUUCAAUGUCGGAUCGCUUGGAGAAGAUACUUGAAGAAAAGCUAUACAGCUCAGGUUUGUCCUUCAAAAAAUAAUCCCAGAAAGGCAAAAUCUUCCGUGAUUUCUUUUUAAAUUCAGCAAAUUUAAAUAAAUUGAUGUCUAGACUUAAUCAUGUUUGAAUCAAAUUAGUACUUUAGGUGUAAUCUUCUUGAUUGUCUCUCCAUCCCAUCAUCAACUUGUUUCCUAAUUUAAAGUGUACCAGUGUUCCACUCUGUAAUUUAUUAUAUAAAGUUAUAGUCAUAUUGUAUUGGCCAAGUUAUAAAAUAUUAUUCAUAUUAAUUCACCGUAA
Molecule: messenger RNA, 1360 nt
Organism: Mangifera indica (mango)
Lineage: Eukaryota; Viridiplantae; Streptophyta; Magnoliopsida; Sapindales; Anacardiaceae
Product: cytosolic sulfotransferase 5-like
Exons: 1
Coding region: 66-1106 (346 amino acids)
Biological process (GO): sulfation
Cellular component (GO): cytoplasm
Molecular function (GO): sulfotransferase activity
Source: RefSeq, a predicted model, not a curated record